CUACGUAGCUUGUUGGACAAUCGUUCGUUCCAACUUUCAUAAACAAAACCCUACACAGUCGUUACUACCUCGACAGACAAGCCAAGAUGCGUACCACUGCAUCUAUCCUCGCCCUCGUGGCAUCUGCUUCGGCCGUCCAUCAGGGAUUCAACUACGGAUCUACCAACAGUGAUGGCUCCAUCAGGGACCAGCAGAGAUUCCAGGACGAGUUCAACGCCGCCAAGAGCCUCAAGGGUGUCACUGGCUUCAACUCUGCCCGUCUCUACACUAUGAUUCAAGGUGGAACAGCCAACGACCCCAUCUCCGCCAUCCCCGCCGCCAUCGCCUCAGACACCACCCUCCUCCUCGGCAUCUGGGCCUCCGCCGGCCAAGAAGGCAUCAACAACGAGAUCGCAGCCCUCAAGCGUGCCAUCGAGCAAUACGGCUCCGACUUCACCAGCCGCGUUACUGGUCUCUCCGUCGGCAGCGAGGACCUCUACCGUCUCUCCCCCACCGGCAUCGCCGCCAAGUCUGGCUACGGCGCUGAGCCCGCCGACCUCGUCUCCUACAUCGGUCAAGUCCGCCAGGCCAUCGCUGGCACCGCUCUCUCCGGCACUCCCAUCGGCCACGUCGACACCUGGAACGACUGGGUGAACGGCUCCAACAGCGCCGUCAUCCAAGCCGUCGACUGGCUCGGCGUAGACGCCUACCCCUACUUCCAGACCUCGAUGGCGAACGGCAUCGACAACGGCCCUCAACUCUUCUUCGACGCCUACGACGCCACCGUCGGCGCCGCAGGCGGCAAGGACGUCUGGAUCACCGAGACCGGAUGGCCUGUCUCCGGCCCCGUCUCCGGACAAGCCGAAGCCAGUCUCGCGAACGCCAAGUUCUUCUGGGACAAGGUCGCCUGCCCUUCCCUGGGGAAGAUCAACACCUACUGGUACACCCUCCAGGACUCCUACCCCAACACCCCCAGCCCCAGCUUCGGCGUCGUUGGCACAACCCUGAGCACAACACCGCUGUUCGACCUCUCCUGCCCAUCGGUCGAUACCACCACCCCCGCUACCUCCGCAAAGGACGUCGCCUCAGCCACCGAGGCGGCGCCUAGCUCCAUCGUCGCGAGCGGCGGAACCUUGACUCCAACCGAGGCCGCUGACGCCGGCGCCGGCGGCGUCGGUGCUGGUUCCGGCUCUGGAGACGCUUCGUCUACUCUCAUCGCCGUCCCAUCCAGCGCUGCUGGAAAUGCUAGCACUGCCGUCGGCGGUGGUGCUGGAAGCGCCUCUCCAACCGGCGGUGCUGGUGCCGGUAGCGCCUCUCCAUCUGGCGGAGCUUCUGGCGGUGCUGGUAGCGCGUCCCCAUCUGGUGGCUCCUCGACCGGCGCUGGAUCUGGCAGCGGCAGCGGUAGCGGAUCGGGCAGCACCGGUAACGGAACUGUUGUCUCGCCUGCGCCUACUGCUGGGUCUACCACUGGUGUGGCUACGGGUGCUGCUCCUACCGCUGCUGCGGGUGCGGGACUUGCGUUCGGUGCUGCUAUUAUGGCUGUUGUUGCUGCGUUCUAGAUGUCUCCCUCUGGUGGGAUGUGUUAUGAAUAUGCGGAGUUGGCAAGAUGUGAUGAAAGAUUAGAUUGUGUAUUGUGUGUGGUGCAUUGCGUGGUUUUGAUUUACGGGCUGCUCGGUGGGAUGUGGUGUAUAGGGAUUUCUUAGAAUGGGCCCGGGAAUAUGGAAAUGGAAAUGGAUAUGGGGCGUCACUGUUGUUGAUAAUGGCAGGCGUCGUGGAAGUAAUCUUUAUACUACUGUGGUGGAGAGUGUUUAAUGAGAAUAGAACUUGUUUGCAUGUAUUACACGUCUCAUGAUAAAUGGUAG
Messenger RNA from Pseudogymnoascus verrucosus, 1841 nucleotides. RefSeq lists its product as uncharacterized. The record is from RefSeq and is a predicted model, not a curated record. Lineage: Eukaryota; Fungi; Ascomycota; Leotiomycetes; Thelebolales; Thelebolaceae. Gene Ontology annotation, cellular component: fungal-type cell wall; extracellular region; cell surface. Gene Ontology annotation, molecular function: 1,3-beta-glucanosyltransferase activity; glucan endo-1,3-beta-D-glucosidase activity. The coding region runs from base 87 to 1538 and encodes 483 amino acids. Gene Ontology annotation, biological process: carbohydrate metabolic process; cell wall organization. The transcript is spliced from 2 exons.